Messenger RNA from Fusarium redolens, 951 nucleotides. RefSeq lists its product as uncharacterized. Lineage: Eukaryota; Fungi; Ascomycota; Sordariomycetes; Hypocreales; Nectriaceae. The record is from RefSeq and is a predicted model, not a curated record. The coding region runs from base 63 to 560 and encodes 165 amino acids. The transcript is spliced from 3 exons.
CACACACACACUCCGUAUUUUGUGUACGUACCCUCCUCAUUUCCCCAUUCAACCAUCAAUCAAUGCAUAAUCAUGGCUUCUUCUCUCCCGACCUUCCCACGAAUAGUAUUCACUAUUAUAGAGCCUAUCUCUUUGUAAGAUUUCAUAAAAAAUUUGCUGGUUUUGCUGGUGCCGUCAUUGAUCCAGCUUGGUUCAUCGGGGAACAAUCUCCCCAGAAGAACGACGGUGAUGCUUCUCACAAUAGCAUCAUUGUAGCCUGGCAGCUAGGGAACUUGUAUUUGCUGCUAGCAUUCGUUGGGGUCGCGAUCCUAUCCACCACUACUGAAAACCGAGUUGUUCGAUCGUAUCUUGUUGCUCUUUGGCUCGCAGACAUCGGUCACGUUGGCUUCAGCUCUUAUGGGAUAGGUCGGGACAGGUUACUGAGCCCUUCCCAGUGGAACGCCAUGACUUGGGGAAAUCUUGGAAUGACGUUAUUCCUUUUUUGCACGCGAACGGCCUAUCUCACGGGCUUCUUUGGACCUGAUUACGUUGACAAAGCCGCGUCAAAGAAGACAGCAUGAUAAACCUGAGUGGGAAAACUGUUUGAGGCGACAUCGGUGACAGAACAGCUAUGGGGGAUUUCCUAGUACAGAAUUUAUGAAUGAAAUGCUCCGAAGACCUUGCUAUAAUACCCCCAGUGCAUUUAUAUCCUCUCUUCGUCCUAUAGCUUAUAAAUUUACAAGAGAAAUCAUAGGUUGCGGUCUUAUUGUAAUACCGUAUGGAGCAUAAACUCAUGAAAUCCGGUAGCUCCAGCCUGUGGGUAUAAACUAGCCUCUUUCAAGGUGCAUGAUUGGUUAAUGUGGCAAAUAAAGAUCUGAUAUCUGUAAAAGAGCGUUAUUGGUCAAAUAAGUGAAAUCGCUCAGGCUAGCGUGUGUCCACAGCCUCUCCCGGAUUUCGUGAGUUUAUUAUAGG